This is a messenger RNA of Knipowitschia caucasica, 210 nucleotides long. The record is from the annotation of a GenBank genome assembly. Lineage: Eukaryota; Metazoa; Chordata; Actinopteri; Gobiiformes; Gobiidae.
AUGCACACAUUUACAAGGAAGAGAGCUGAGCACCGGGAGAAACGUAUUGCCCGCCGUAUCGCCCGCCGUAUCGCCCGCCGUAUUGCCCGCCGUAUCGCCCGCCGUAUCGCCCGCCGUAUCGCCCGCCCCAUCUGUGACAUUCGGUGCAAACUCUGCAAAUACAAAACAACACAAACGGACCAGCUGUGGAGUGACCCCGCCGCCCGCUGA